AUGGAUGAAAAUAUUACUGAAACUCAAAAUUCAAGUGAAGCACAAAAUGGAUUUUCAGAAGAAAGUGUAAAUAAUGAUGCUUGAAAAGAGGAAAAGAGAUGCUCUGUUUGUACUGCUAAAUUCAAUAGAAUAGGAAUUCCUCUUCAAAAAGUUUGCUGCACAUUUUGUUUUCGAGCUGUUUGCUCAAAGUGUUCAGAAAAUCAUAUAAGAGAUACUGUUACUAAUGAAAAGAAAAAAAUCUGUGAUAGAUGCUUUGACAGCAAAAUGGAAAGCGUGGACUCACAUAUCUUGACUCAAGAAUUGCAGACCAAAACCCUGAUUUUGGGGAAUAAUGAAAAGCAGCUUCACGAAGAAGCUAAAAUGCUAAUGCAAGAAAAGCAUCACCAUGAAGAGGCAGAGAAGCGAGCUGCUGAACUGGAAAGGCAAAUUAUUGAGCAAGAAGAAGCUGAAGAUUUAUUAAGAAAACAGCUUGAUGAUCUGAAAAAUAAAAUAAAUGAAGCGAAAUCUGAAAAACAAGUUAAAAAAUCUGAAGUGAAUGGAUUAAAAGAAAGCAUAAAAGAAAAAUCAAAAAUAAAAGAAAGUUUAGAAAGUGAAAUAGAAAACCAAAACAAUGAAAUUUCUGAAGCGCAAAAAAAAAUUGAAGACGCAACCAAAGCAAUUGAGAGCAAAGAAGAAGUCAUAAAUAAGCUAAAAAUCGAAUUAGAAUCCAAAGAAGAAAUAGCUAAAGAGGCUGAAAAAAUCAAGGAAGACAAAGACGAAGAAGUAAAAUUAAUAAAAAAACAAAACCAAGAAAAAGCUGUAGAAAUAUUGAAAGCGAAAGAAAAAGUCGAUUUCCAAGUGUCUAAUAUAAAAGGAUUAAAAGAAAACUUAGCGGUUCAAUUAUUCGAUAAAAACUAAGGGAUUUGCAUAAAAUCAGAAUUUAUUUACUCAUCAAGAUUAAGAGUCAGUUUAUCAUCGAAUAAGCUUGCAUAUUAAAAUCUUCAUUUUAUGUAGAAAAUUAACAGUUAAAUAUUAGGAGCCAACUUAGCAUUGCUAAAUGAUAGCGGAACUAAGCUAGAAGACUCUUUAAAAGAACAAAAUCAUAUUGUAAAUGAACUGACUGCAACGAUACAAGAAUUAAACUCAAGAGGGAAAAAAGCUCAGGAGUUACUUCAAAAAAGAAAAGCAAAGAAAAAAGAGCUCAAGGCAAAAAUAUUAGAGCUGAAAAAUUCUGAGCAAGCCAAAAUAGAAGAAAAUAAAAAAUGUGAGAGUGAAAUACAAAAGCUGACUGAAGAAAUAUGUAAAAAUAGCAAAGAAUUAGAAUCUAAGCAGAAAGAAAUUUCAGAUAUAAAAGAAGCAAUGAAACAAAAUGAAUUAGCUAAAAAGGCAAAGCAAGAGCCUUUAGAAAAUAAUCCUUGCAGCAACUGCUUGCUCCCCCCUCCGGAACGAACAAAAAAUUUUGUCGCUCACGAAGGGGAUUAAUUUUAUAGUAAAAUUUGUUUUAUAAAAAAAAUUUCCAAUCAGUAAAAAUUAAAUUAAUUUAAUUUGUAAAAUUUAUUUUUAAAAUGCAAUUUUUUUAAAAAUUAAACAGAAUUAGCUAGAGAUUUCAUUAUACUAAUAAUCACUUAUAUAAAAAUUUGUAUAUCAAAAAGUUUUUUAUUCGCUGAGAGGCAGUUAGUAUUUUAA
Blepharisma stoltei is the source of this 1665-nucleotide messenger RNA. Lineage: Eukaryota; Ciliophora; Heterotrichea; Heterotrichida; Blepharismidae. The record is from the annotation of a GenBank genome assembly.